CACACACACGCACACAGAUAAAGCUCUGAGACGCCAGAGAUCAGCAAAAACCCUACUUCGAGCCCCCCCAUUCGUAAAACCCUAAAGAAUGGAUCUGAUGAGAGAGAACAAUGAAGAUCACAACUCUGUCAGUACCAGCAACCACAGGCCAACAAAGAUCAGAUUCGAAUACGACGACGAAGAACAAGACGAAAUCCUAGAAGAAAUAGCCACUGAGAGCUCCAACCUCGAGGACGACUCUGCCAUGUGCGAGCCCGUCGAGUCCAUCAUCGGCGCUGACAAGACCAGCGCCGACUAUUACUUCGAUUCCUACUCUCACUUCGGUAUUCAUGAAGAAAUGUUGAAGGAUGUAGUAAGGACUAAGACUUACCAAAAUGUAAUAUAUAAAAAUACCUUUCUUUUCAAGGACAAGGUAGUCCUUGAUGUGGGUGCUGGUACAGGAAUUUUGUCGCUCUUUUGUGCAAAAGCUGGGGCAAAACAUGUUUAUGCGGUUGAGUGCUCCAGCAUGGCCGACAUGGCACAAGAAAUUGUUAAGUCAAACGGAUUUUCAAAUGUCAUAACAGUUCUGAAGGGAAAGGUUGAAGAAAUUGAGCUUCCAGUUGCUCAAGUGGAUAUAAUAAUUUCUGAAUGGAUGGGAUAUUUUUUGCUGUAUGAGAACAUGUUAGAUACUGUCCUGUAUGCUCGUAACAAAUGGCUAGCUAGCAGUGGACUGGUACUACCGGAUAAAGCUUCUCUCUAUUUGACAGCCAUUGAGGAUGCAGAUUACAAAGAAGACAAAAUUGAAUGUGAGCUUAUUCACCUCCUGCAUUUAUUGUACUCGAUGAAUGUUGUUUGCCUCUACACUCACAUUCAUACACAUGGGUAUGCACAGCUCUUUUACUCAGAUCAGUUGAGUCCUGAAAAGGUUUUGAUGAGUUGA
Molecule: messenger RNA, 919 nt
Organism: Ilex paraguariensis (yerba mate)
Lineage: Eukaryota; Viridiplantae; Streptophyta; Magnoliopsida; Aquifoliales; Aquifoliaceae
Source: the annotation of a GenBank genome assembly